Candidozyma haemuli is the source of this 1437-nucleotide messenger RNA. It is a transcript of the gene COX15, whose product is annotated as Cox15p. Gene Ontology annotation, cellular component: mitochondrial inner membrane. Gene Ontology annotation, biological process: heme A biosynthetic process. The record is from RefSeq and is a predicted model, not a curated record. Bases 1 to 1437 code for a protein of 478 amino acids. Gene Ontology annotation, molecular function: oxidoreductase activity, acting on NAD(P)H, heme protein as acceptor. Lineage: Eukaryota; Fungi; Ascomycota; Pichiomycetes; Serinales; Metschnikowiaceae. The transcript has a single exon.
AUGGCCAUGUUCUGUCGUUCGGGCUUUUUCUUUACGAAAAAUGCUAGCGUGCUUAAUAUCCUUAAGAGCACCAGGGGACUGCGUCUCUCCAUCGUGCCUCCUAAAAGACGCUCUUUUAACAUAUGGCGCUCCUUGGGCUUCAGAGGUUACUCGACUGCCUCAUCUGACCUUGCAGCCAACUCGGUGCCCAAAAUCAACACUGAGCCUUUGAAGUCGGCUUUUUCUUCGAAGAAGCAGCCUCCUGUGGUGUCCAGUAAGGUUACUGGUUACUGGCUUAUUGCUACUUCUGGUUUGAUCUUUGGUAUCGUUGUUGUAGGUGGUUUGACUAGACUUACGGAGUCGGGUCUUUCCAUCACCGAAUGGAAACCUGUCACUGGUUCCAUUCCUCCUAUUGGAGAGAAGGCUUGGGAAGAGGAGUUCGACAAGUAUAAGAACUCCCCUGAGUUUAAGCUCUUGAACUCGCAUAUCACUAUGGAAGAGUUUAAGUUCAUUUUCAGCAUGGAAUGGGGUCACCGCCUUUUGGGAAGAGCUAUCGGAAUGUUCUUCGUUUUGCCUGCCGUUUACUUCUGGAAGACUAAGAAGUUCAGUCCGCAUGUUACUCGCAGAGUGGUGGGUCUUACUGGUUUGUUGGGCUUGCAAGGUUUCAUUGGUUGGUGGAUGGUGCAAAGUGGUCUUGACGAAGAGCAGCUUGCAGAGAGAAGAUCGAAGCCAACUGUCUCUCAAUACAGAUUGACCACGCAUUUGGGCGCUGCAUUUUUGAUGUACUUGGGUGUUCUCUGGACUGGAUUCGAGAUCCUCAAUGAAAGUAAGUGGGUCCAGAAUCUUUCUACAAAGGCCCAGACUGUCACAACACACCUUGCAAAGCUUAAUAACCCUGCAUUAAACCCAAUGAGAAAAAUGUCUCUUGCAUUGUUAGGUUUAACGUUCGUUACUGCCAUGUCUGGAGGUAUGGUUGCUGGUUUGGACGCUGGUCUCAUCUAUAACACCUUCCCCCACAUGGGUGAGGAUUACUUGCCUUCUUACAGAGAGCUCAUGGACUCUGUUUACGCGAGAAAGGAAGACCACUCUGAUUUGUGGUGGAGAAACCUUCUUGAGAAUCCAACCACCGUUCAGCUCAUUCACCGUAUCCUUGCAACCACAACAUUCUUCUCCGUCUUGGGUGCUCACAUGUACGUUAACAAACGCAAGGCACUUAUGCCAGCAAAUGCAAAGAAGGCCAUGCAUACCAUGAUGGGUUUGGUCACAUUCCAAGUCGCCUUGGGUAUUUCUACACUCAUCUAUUUGGUCCCAAUCCCAUUAGCAGCUGGCCAUCAGGCUGGUGCUUUGGCUCUUCUUACCGCAGCCUUAGCUUUCGCCGCUAACUUGAAGAGACCAAGACCACAGACGGUGAAUUACAUCAGCUCUAAAAUGAAGGAGCAAUUACUCAAAAAGAAAUAA